This is a messenger RNA of Gymnogyps californianus (California condor), 2709 nucleotides long. It is a transcript of the gene PDE11A, whose product is annotated as phosphodiesterase 11A. The transcript is spliced from 20 exons. Gene Ontology annotation, molecular function: protein binding; 3',5'-cyclic-nucleotide phosphodiesterase activity. NCBI's taxonomy places the organism in Eukaryota, Metazoa, Chordata, Aves, Accipitriformes, Cathartidae. Gene Ontology annotation, biological process: signal transduction. The record is from RefSeq and is a predicted model, not a curated record. The coding region runs from base 1 to 2709 and encodes 902 amino acids.
AUGGCGGCUGCCGCCGACGCCGGCCUCGACGUGGCGGCCGUGGAAAGUUUCCUAGAGAGGCACCCAGAGCUGGUAGAGAAGUGGCUGAAGAGGAAGAACUCGCUCCCUAAAGCGCCUGCCGCCCCCGCCGCCGGCCCGUCGGAGGAGCGGCGGAGCAGCGGCGGCCCCGGCGGCGGCUGGGGCAGCGCGGGCGGCCCCGGCGGCCCCGGCCCCGGCCCCGGCGGCGGGGGGCUGCAGCGGCGAGCCUCCCAGAAGGAGCUGCGGAAGAGCUUCGCCCGCUCCAAGGCCAUCCACGUCAACCUCACCUACGACGAGCAUGUGCACGCCCGGGCGCAAGAGCCGCUGAGCAGCGUGCGGCGGCGGGCGCUGCUGCGGAAGGCCAGCUCCUUGCCCCCCACCACCGCCCACAUCCUCAGCGCCCUGCUGGAGUCCCGCGUCAGCCUGCCCCAGUACCCCCCCACCGCCCUGGACUACAAGCGCUACCUCAAGGAGCACAACGAGCGCCAGUUCUUCCUGGAGCUGGUCAAGGACAUCUCCAACGACCUGGACCUCACCAGCCUCAGCUACAAGAUCCUCAUCUUCGUCUGCCUCAUGGUGGAGGCCGACCGGGGCUCCCUCUUCCUCGUGGAGGGGGCCGCCGCCGGCAAGAAGAGCCUGGUCUCCAAGUUCUUCGACGUGCACGCCGGCACCCCGCUGCUGCCCUGCGGCUCCACCGAGAACAGCAACGAGGUGCAGGUGCCCUGGGGCAAGGGCAUCAUCGGCUACGUGGCGGAGCACGGAGAGACAGUCAACAUCCCCGACGCCUACCAGGAUCGCCGCUUUAAUGAUGAGAUUGACAAACUGACUGGAUACAAGACAAAGUCACUCUUGUGCAUGCCCAUAAGAAACAGUGAUGGAGAGAUUAUUGGUGUUGCCCAAGCAAUAAAUAAGACUCCUGGAGGUGCCCCUUUUUCUGAUGAUGAUGAAAAAGUGAUGCAGAUGUAUCUCCCAUUCUGUGGGAUUGCUAUAUCCAAUGCCCAGCUAUUUGCAGCUUCAAGGAAGGAGUAUGACAGAAGCAGGGCUUUACUGGAAGUAGUGAAUGACCUCUUUGAGGAACAGACUGACUUAGAGAAAAUUGUCAAGAAAAUUAUGCAUCGGGCCCAGACUCUGCUGAAGUGUGAACGGUGCUCAGUAUUGCUUCUGGAAGAUAUCGACUCACCAGUGGUGAAAUUUACAAAAUCCUUUGAGUUGUUAUCUCCAAAAUGCAGUGCUGAUACUGACAACAGUUUCAAAGACAGCAUGGAGAAAUCAUCAUCUUAUUCCGACUGGCUAAUAAAUAAUAGCAUUGCUGAACUCGUAGCUUCCACGGGUCUCCCAGUGAACAUCAGUGAUGCCUAUCAGGAUCCUCGCUUUGAUGCUGAAGCUGACCAGAUUUCUGGCUUUCACAUAAGGUCUGUUCUGUGUGUUCCUAUAUGGAAUAGCAACCACCAAAUAAUUGGGGUAGCUCAAGUGUUGAACAGGCUUGAUGGGAAACCCUUUGACGAUGCCGACCAGCGACUGUUUGAAGCUUUUGUUAUUUUUUGUGGCCUGGGCAUCAACAACACAAUUAUGUAUGACCAAGUGAAGAAAUCCUGGGCAAAACAGUCUGUGGCUCUUGACGUGUUAUCUUAUCAUGCAACAUGUUCGAAGGCAGAAGUUGAUAGAUUUAAGGCAGCAAACAUCCCUCUGGUGUCAGAGCUUGGCAUUGAUGAUAUCCAUUUUGAUGACUUCUCGCUUGAUGUGGAUGCCAUGAUUACUGCAGCCCUGCGGAUGUUCAUGGAACUUGGAAUGGUUCAGAAAUUUAAAAUUGACUACGAGACACUGUGUAGGUGGCUUUUGACGGUUAGGAAGAAUUAUCGAAUGGUUUUGUAUCACAACUGGAGGCAUGCUUUCAACGUCUGCCAGCUAAUGUUUGCCAUGUUAACUACUGCAGGAUUUCAGGAGAUUCUAACUGAAAUUGAAAUUUUAGCUUUGAUUGUGGGAUGCUUAUGUCAUGACCUUGACCACAGGGGAACCAACAAUGCCUUCCAAGCCAAGAGCGGAUCAGCCUUAGCUCAGCUCUACGGCACCUCUGCUACCUUGGAGCACCACCAUUUCAAUCAUGCUGUCAUGAUUCUCCAAAGUGAGGGUCACAACAUCUUUGCUAAUUUGUCCUCUAAGGACUACAGUGACCUUAUGCAGCUUCUAAAGCAAUCAAUACUGGCAACAGACCUCACUCUGUAUUUUGAGAGAAGGACCGAGUUUUUUGAACUUGUCAGUAAAGGUGGUUAUGAUUGGAAUAUAAAAAACCACCGAGAAAUAUUUCGAUCAAUGCUAAUGACAGCCUGUGACCUUGGAGCUGUGACCAAACCGUGGGAGAUUUCAAGACAGGCAACUGAGCUGGUAACCAGUGAGUUCUUUGAACAAGGAGACAGAGAAAGAUCUGAACUCAAACUCACCCCUUCAGCCAUUUUUGAUCGGAACAGGAAAGAUGAACUACCCAGGUUGCAGCUCGAGUGGAUUGAUAGCAUCUGCAUGCCAUUGUAUGAGUGCCUAGUGAAGCUGAAUGUGAAACUGAAGCCUAUGCUGGACUCCGUGGCAGUAAAUAGAGGUAAAUGGGAGGAGCUGCACCAAAAAAGACUUCCUUCUCAGGUGGCAUCCUCGUCCUCCUUUUCCUCUAGCUUCACCAUGUCUCUCAAAGACAUAAAUUAA